GUUGUAGAGAAUGGCCAGAACCAAGCAGACAGCGCGCAAAUCCACCGGAGGGAAAGCUCCCCGCAAGCAGCUGGCGACCAAAGCGGCCCGCAAGAGCGCUCCGGCCACGGGCGGAGUGAAGAAGCCUCAUCGCUACAGGCCCGGCACGGUGGCUCUGCGGGAGAUCCGCCGCUAUCAGAAAUCCACCGAGCUGCUGAUCCGCAAACUGCCCUUCCAGCGCCUGGUGCGAGAGAUCGCUCAGGACUUCAAGACCGACCUCCGCUUCCAGAGUUCGGCGGUGAUGGCCCUGCAGGAGGCCAGUGAGGCUUACCUGGUGGGGCUGUUUGAGGACACCAAUCUGUGCGCCAUCCACGCCAAGCGGGUCACCAUCAUGCCCAAAGACAUCCAGCUGGCCCGCCGGAUCCGCGGGGAGCGCGCCUAAACGGAGCCUGGCCGGCCCUGCACAUUCACCCCGAGAGAGAGAGAAACCCAACGGCUCUUUUCAGAGCCACUAAACCAUCGAGAGAGAGCGGGGAGCGAUGAGUUGCAUUACUAUUGUAAUUAUAAAUGAGAAUGUUGCUGGAAAAGCGCAGCAGGUCAGGCAGCAUCCAAACAGCAGGAGAAUCGACGUUUCGGGCAUGUGCUCUUCUUCAGGAUUCCUGGAUUCUGCCUGACCUGCGCAUUUUCAGCUCUGAUCUCCAGCCCUCACUUUCUCCUAUUGUAAUUAUACAACAAGGAAAUAAAUAGGCAAUGAGUUAUAAGCGAUAUUGACAUGGGCAGUGAAGUCAUAACUAAGGAGAUCUUCUGUGUUAGCAGAAUGUUUUAUGACAAAUUGGAGUAUAAUUUUAACAUGACAUUGUGGUAAUGGAUUAUAAAUUCCCGUGAAUUUCCCUCUCUGUCUAUUCCCGGUGGGGGAAGGAAGAGAUUUGGCGCCAAGAGAUCGACUUGCUACUUGCAGAUAUUGGUAUUUUAGGAAGUGCAUAGGAGCUGCGUACAGCAGUAAUGAUGAGUCAGUUAAACAAGAAAGUCAGACAGCGGCAGCUGCGAUCUCUAGUGAUCGCAGAUUCUAGGAUUUAACUAAUGGGAGAUGAGAUAGAAUUGGCGCCAAAAGAUCAACGGCUCAAUUUCAAAUUUGAAAAUCCCACUAAUUUGUAGAAAAGAGCGCGAAGUUUUACAGAUGAGAAUGCGUUGAUUUGUCUAUCGAUUACAGAAGUGUGGUUCAGUACAAUCUCACUUUGCCCCCUUCAGUCCUUUACAGCUGGGGGAAAAAAAAAUCACUUGUGGGUAUUUAAUAUGUUUUCUCUCUCUGGAGGCGGAAAAG
Molecule: messenger RNA, 1300 nt
Organism: Hemiscyllium ocellatum (epaulette shark)
Lineage: Eukaryota; Metazoa; Chordata; Chondrichthyes; Orectolobiformes; Hemiscylliidae
Product: histone H3
Exons: 1
Coding region: 11-421 (136 amino acids)
Cellular component (GO): nucleosome
Molecular function (GO): DNA binding; protein heterodimerization activity; structural constituent of chromatin
Source: RefSeq, a predicted model, not a curated record